Messenger RNA from Ilex paraguariensis (yerba mate), 528 nucleotides. Lineage: Eukaryota; Viridiplantae; Streptophyta; Magnoliopsida; Aquifoliales; Aquifoliaceae. The record is from the annotation of a GenBank genome assembly.
AUGAAAGCUAGGAUUAAUGUGGAGGAUCAUGUUAAUGUUCAAUUUCGGAGCACUAACCAACCGGACUUGUGCCUUGAGAAGGGCAAAGCAGUGGCAUCUAUAGUGCUUGACAUUGAAACUGUGGAGACUAAUAAAAAGAGAGUUGCAGAUAAUCAAUUGGUACUUGUUACUGAGAUUGAAAGGAAUCCUCAGGUAGACUCUCAAGUCACAGAAAUCAUAGUCAAUCAAAUUGCCUCCCCCCAACAGGAUGUUGGGAGGAUUACAUCUAAGAACAAAUUUACGGACCUGAAUCUAGAGGGAGGGAAAAUUGUCGUGGACUUAAGCUCUGAAGCUCAAGCUAGUACCUCAAUCUACAAUGAGGGGACUAAGAAGAAGGAAAAAACAAAUGGAAGCAAACAUCCAUUGGGAAGUAAAAAGAAGAAAGCGAAAAAGAAAGACCAUGAGAUGGGGAAAUCCAAGGUGACUGAGCACCUAAUUCUCAGGAAAGUACUCCCCCCCUCAAUGAAGCUUGCAUGCUGGAACAUCUGA